Schistocerca serialis cubense is the source of this 2851-nucleotide messenger RNA. Its product is annotated as recQ-mediated genome instability protein 1-like. Lineage: Eukaryota; Metazoa; Arthropoda; Insecta; Orthoptera; Acrididae. The transcript is spliced from 9 exons. The record is from RefSeq and is a predicted model, not a curated record. Gene Ontology annotation, molecular function: nucleotide binding. Gene Ontology annotation, biological process: resolution of meiotic recombination intermediates; double-strand break repair via homologous recombination. The coding region runs from base 99 to 2195 and encodes 698 amino acids. Gene Ontology annotation, cellular component: RecQ family helicase-topoisomerase III complex; nuclear body.
CAGAAUCAGUCAGCAGAUUGUAUUGUUGUUGAAAUAAGUCACUACUUGUUUUGUAUACAUAGCAACACUUGUAAAAUAGUGCCAGUGUUUUCACUUCGAUGGAUAAUGAACUCGAAAAGAUUCGUUCGUACUUGUCAGCGAGGCAUUUUCAUGCUUCAAGAGAAUGGAUAGAAGGAUGCGUUAGCUACUUCAGAGAGCAGCAUGAAGGAGAAAGGUACAAUUACUCUGAAAUGCAGGAGUUUGUGACACAGCAGUGGGAGUUGGCAGACCUGAGGGAAAUAAGCCCAGGCUGUCUUCCCCCAAACCUGGCUCUGCAGAAGAAAACUGUGCUCACUGGCAAGUACAGUCUUCAGGUUGAAUCAAUGUGCGACAUUGCAAAAUCAUUUUACUCACAGCUCCAGGCAAUUCGAAAUGUGCCACUUGAAAAUGUUAAAGCGACUGAAAAGCAAAAGGAGUCAUGGGAACCAUCUGCAAAGAGGGUGCUGCAGUUGAUGCUUUGUGAUGGAGUGCAAGAAAUAAAAGCUAUUGAAUACAAGCCUGUAAGAGCCCUUGACCAACAGAUUGUUCCAGGAUUCAAGAUACUCAUUAUUGGACCAGUGGAUUGUCGCAGAGGAAUUAUCAUGUUGGAAGAACGCAAUUUGCAGCUAAUUGGUGGAGAAGUUGAUUCACUGCUUGUACCGAAUGCACUAGAGAAUAUUUUGGCAAGGGCACUGAACCUUGAAGAAAAUCCAGAUCCUUACAAUUGCCAGACUGAUACUCCAGCUCAGAACAGCAUUCGAACAACAAAUGAUCAACCAGCAAACAUUAGGCAAAGAAAUGAGGCUGCAUUCCUUGUUGAAGAUGAUGACGAUGAUAUAUUUGCCCAGGAAGUGGAUGCUCAGUUGAAGCAACUGGAAGAGCAACAGCAGAAGGUGGAACAACAUUCACAAAAUGCUAGAAAUGUAAAUGACAGGGUAGAACAGGAAGUUGAUGCAUUUGAAGAAGCUUACCAGAGAGAAAUGGAGAUGAUGGACAUGGAUGAUGAUGAUAUAGAAACAAUAGAACAGCAGCCAUUGUUUGCUGUAGCUAGUAAGCCUACUGUUUCAUACAAUCAAAACAGUACCUCAAAGAGAAGUAAUCAAGGCAAUAAUAGCAUAGCACUAGAAACAGAGCUUCUUGAAGAUGAUGACAUUUUCCUUAAUGUCUCAGAUGCUGACCUUGAACCAACUCCAGAGCUAAACAAAAGUAUAGAAAUUGUAGAAGAUGUAAAGACUACCACAAAUGUGGGUGGGGGUGCAGGGCCCAGCAGGGAACCUGAGGUUAUAUCUCUUUUAGAUGAUUCAAAUGUUGAUGACAGUUUCUUCAUGCAGCCUGGUCUGAGUGGUAUUACACCACGAACAUUGCCUCUUUCCUCUAAACUGCAAAAGGAAAUUGGUGGCAGGAGUCAGAAGCCGCCUGCAAAGGCAAAGCCAGUGAACUUGAAAAGUGCUAAUCAAGCAAAAAUCAGUUCCUUUUUUAAUAGAGAUUCUUCUUCAACAAAUAGACAACAUUCUGAAUCAUCCAAAGUGGAUUUUCAUUAUGCUGUUGAGAAACAUAGUAAGGAAGUGCCUAGAACAGCUCAGACUCCACUGCUGCAGGAUCCUGUACAUUUAGGAAACAUUUCUGAUUUUGUUGAUGACCUGUUCAGUGAACCUACAUUUCCAGAUCACAGCCAUACAUCCACAUCUGCUGUUAGCAAUAUUGAGGAAGAGUGUCUGGUGAUUGAUAGCAAACCAUUUGUUUAUAUACAACAAAUAAAAGAUGCAAAACUAACUACACCUGCUAUAUACACUGUGAAGGGGUUUGUUUUGUCUUUGACAUCCUUUCUCAAGACAAAAUUUGAUGGUUGGUACCUAACGGCAAAGCUGUGUGAUGGAUCAGCAACAUUGGAUGUUCAGUUUUCCUCUGAUGUGCUGGAUAAUUUUAUUGGAUACAGUCUUAAUGAAGUUAAAGCAAUGAAGAAGGAUGUAGACAAAAAUCCUCUUAUUAAAGAGAGAUUGAACAAGGCUCUCCAGAAAGCACAGCAGCAGUUGAUUGAAUUAAAUGCACUUUUUACUCUUUCAUUUGACCCGGAAAGUGAUUUACCAUGUGUAACAAUGGUAACAGAUUUGAAAGAAGAGCAUCUCAAAGCACUGAAAGCAAGAGUGCGUAUUGCGCAGUCUCUAAAACACAGUUGAUGAUGCUGACAGCAUAGAUGUUUAUCCUCUGGGCAUUUUUAUGCCUGUGUGUCUUGGAAGAUACGUCUUCUCGAAGAAAGCAGUGAAACAAGUUCUGUAGUGUCGCCAAAAAGAAGAGGGGGCAGCAGAAAUCACAAAGAGGUUCAGUUUUAAACAAGAGUACGUAAGUGAAUAAAUCCAUUCAAGCAUAUGUUGGAGAUGGAAGUAGUUACGCUACAUCUGAAUUUGUGGAUUUUUCAGCUGUCAUAUGCAUUCUACAUAAUUAAGAGUAUUAACUUUCAAGAGUUUUUUUUGACAUAAAUAGAUUUUAUGUUAGAAAAGUGUGGAAUGAGUUAGUUGGAACUGACUCUUGAGUGUAGUGAAAGAAUAGGCUGCAUCAAGAGCACGACUCAUGGCCUGAGAGGUGCUAGAAGUGGUGUAGUGCAUCACGAAUCAUCAUACCAACAGCCACAAUUUUAAAUUGAAACUCCUCAAAGUAACAGUUAAUUACUGUCAACAUUUAUAGUGUUUAUGGUGCCAUAUGAUCAUAUGUAAUGAAAUGAUGAUUACCUAUAUGUGGGACAGAAGAAGAGCAUGUAUAUAUAUCAACUUCUGUAACAAAAGCAAAUGGGAAAAUGCUGACAAAAACACAAAUUUGAAAAUGUAUUGAAGAUCUA